AUGUCCACAUACAACUACGGGGCUCACAAACUACAACAAUUCAAAGUAUGGAACUACAGCCCCCAAAAUAAACAUACCUAUAUCUAUAUUCAUGGUGGGGCAUGGCGUGAUCCCAACAAUACUUUUGAUGAAUUAUCCCCCGUCGCCAACUCCACACCUGGCUGUACAUUCAUAGGCAUCAAUUACCGGUUAUCACCUGAGGUCAAGCAUCCGUUCCAUUUAGUCGACAUCGCUAAAGCAAUGAUUUAUAUUCUCGCCAAUUUCAAAACCAACGAGAAACAUCUAUUAGGUUACUCAGUAGGAUCAACAUUGAUACUCCAAUUUUUACAAUUUAAAUUUCAUUUCAAUGAGGCAAUAAGCUACUAUGAGACAUACACCACUGAUGAGAAAAAUAUUGGAAACUUUAGCGAUUCAUUGGUUACGCAAGAAUUGCUAGCAUACGAAGAUGAAGAUCCAGUUUCCCAAUUGGAUAAACUAAUAACGCAGGGGCAACUAUACUUUAGCUCGAUUAAAUUCCUCGAUGGUAUUUAUGACUUGCCUGAAUUACUCCACGAGUAUCCCGAUUAUGCAUCAUUUGUUGAAGAAGCUUUCCCUAGUGACAAAUUAAUCAAGUUGAAUUCAGUAUCAAACGCGACAACCCGCGACAACUAUCUUGCAUUUUACAAUUAUAACAACAUUAUUGACGCCAACACCAAGAUUUACAUUGUUCAUUCGUUACAAGAUGAAUUGCUAUCAUUGAAUCAAACUCAUUUGCUUUGGAAGUUUUUCAAUGAGACUUUACACUCAGGUUGUAUCGUAUUGACAGGAAAUUGGGGUAAACACGAUGAUAUUUAUGGUGAAUUUCGUAAAGAAAUAUUCUUAUACAAAGAAGCAAAGUGA
Messenger RNA from Lodderomyces margitis, 879 nucleotides. RefSeq names its product arylformamidase. The record is from RefSeq and is a predicted model, not a curated record. The coding region runs from base 1 to 879 and encodes 292 amino acids. The transcript has a single exon. NCBI's taxonomy places the organism in Eukaryota, Fungi, Ascomycota, Pichiomycetes, Serinales, Debaryomycetaceae.